Messenger RNA from Cimex lectularius (bed bug), 5205 nucleotides. Its product is annotated as zinc finger protein 91-like. The transcript has 3 exons. Bases 386 to 4888 code for a protein of 1500 amino acids. Gene Ontology annotation, molecular function: zinc ion binding. The record is from RefSeq and is a predicted model, not a curated record. NCBI's taxonomy places the organism in Eukaryota, Metazoa, Arthropoda, Insecta, Hemiptera, Cimicidae. Gene Ontology annotation, cellular component: nucleus.
GGCAACUGUUGCGGGUGAGCGGAGGACAGGCAGUCGGUCUGCAAGGCGGAAACGAAGUCCUAACGAGACGAGAAAGUGCUGCUGGCGAACGAACCAGGACGGACCCGGCCGACAAGUGCCGAGCCUCCUCGUUGCUUUGUAAGUCGUUAGCAGUAGGUGAGUCGAGACUCGAGCUGUGAGACGCUUCUGCCUGGUCGACUGUCAAACUGGGUUGGUCGUCGUCAUCCCUCUCUCUCUCGACCUUUGUGAACCAGUGCAUCGCAACUCUCGUCAGCUGAGGUUUUCUACACGAAGCCGCCUUCCGUCGAUCCACCUCCGAUAACCGUCCCCUCGUAAGUCCGAUCUUCCGAAUGCCGACCCUGAUCAGGUGAAGCCGUGGCACAGCAUGUCGGCCGCCGUCUGCAGGCUCUGCCUCAACACCAACGAGGUCCUUCCGAUUUUCGACGAGGACGGCAACCAGAACGACGACGUUUCGCAGAAAAUAUUCGAUUGUGUCGCCAUUCAGGUUUCCAAGGACAACGUCCUACCAACUGUAAUAUGCGCAGACUGCUUAGGAAGUGUGAAUACCUGGUAUCUCUUCAAGCAGAAAUGCCACCAAACACAAGCCCAACUUCUCUCUAUGUUCAAAAAAGAGCUCGGUGAAGACUUGAGCCAUGAAAACGUGAGAGUGAACGGCAAUGCAAGCCCUGCCGGCAAACGUCCAACUGAAGUCGUUUACCUUUCGGAUACCGAUGAUGAGUGCGACGCUGACAACGAUGUCACUUGCCUCUCACCGGCGGCUGUUUCAAUUAUCAGUCUGAACGAUGAUGAGGCUUCUUUUCAAGGGGUGGAAGAUGCCGAGAAAGUUAAUAAAAUCCCUGAAAAAGCAAAAGAAAACGAUGAAAAUGAUCAGGCCGAAUUGGUAAAUUCAAAAAAUUCCGUUGAUCGCCAGCCAGUCGAGUCCGGUCAUUCAAAUGAUUCUAAUGUUGACAAGGAUAAUCGUAUAAAUAGCAAUGCAACCGAGGAAAUGGUCGUCAAAACUAUGGGUGAUGAACAAAGCCUUGUCAACGGUCAAGACCCAAGUUGUGUCGAUGUAAGAAAAAAAGACAAUAUGCAUGAUGUGCUGGUUGAUCCAGAUGAAAAGACUGAAAUGUCCGAUACCUCCAUUGAACCAAAUAUUGACGAUAUUGUUUCUGAUAUGCUUGAGUUAAACAGAAAAAGCAUGAGAGAAGAAAAGGGCAAUAAUUGUUAUUCUGAUAGCAAAGGUGACUCUCCAACAGAAAAAGAAGAUAGUGCAGAGCCCAUGGAGACAGAAGAAAUUUCAUCUUCUGUUGAGAUGAAUAAAAUCCAGAAAGACUCUGAAACAUCCGAUAAGUCCGAAGAGCUAAUCAGUGAGGAUAAAAGUGAUGAAAAUGCUAAAGAUACAAAUGAAUCCAAUGUCACUUCUACAAUCCAAAGCUCGAAUUUACAAAACACUGAUCGGUCUAAUAGUGUUGACCUUGCAAAUCAACAGAAAGAAUUUCAGAACCUUUCGAUGAUACGCAUUGAAUCUACAGUAUCCAUAUCUUAUGACGCCUUUGACGAUUCAGAGAAACGUGGUGAAAUCACUGAGAAUUCAGAUAAACAGAAUACCCAAUCAUGUGCCAAAGAUAAUAGCGAAGAACAAUCAAAUGUGAAUCCAUCAGUAGAAGAAACUCCGCUGGUAUCGACUAGCGAACAAGAAACUGAGGAUGCAUUCGAUGAGGGUCAUGCCGAUGAAAGCGUUUCGGUUAUAUCAGAUGAAAGCACAACAGCAGAGAUAAACCCCCAAGACAAACAAGCACCAGACUCGACUGUCAUAACUCCUGAAAACACUACAAUUGAUCUGCCAGUGCCUGCCGCAUGCAUUAAACAAGAGCCGGUUGAUCCAGAAUAUGCUGCUGCCGAAGAAUUCAGAUCUGUUCAAAUAAAGAGUGAGCCUAUUUCAGGUGACGAGCAAGAAACCAAUGCUGACAGUGAAGGUGUCCAAGACCAAGUCGACGAUCCCAACCUUGAUAUGGGAAAUAAAAGUUGUUUGAUUUGCAAGUACAGAUUCACAACGUGCCAGAGUCUAAUUAGACACGGUAAAACAAAAGCUCACCAGGCCAUGUUAUUAUCAGGAAUCAAACGUGAAGGGAAUAUCACCAUUCAUCCCAAAUCGUUACUUAAGCAAGCUUUAAUAAGGAAAAGGAGGCGAAAAGGGCCGUUUUAUCGACCUAAAAGAUAUGUCUGUAAGGAGUGUAAUGUCGUGUUCAGUUCUUCGUCUUCUCUUGCAAGGCAUAAUCGUUGUCACGAUAAACUAAAAUUACGCGUCAAUUGUGAAAUGACAGAUGAUCCUCUAGAUGUCGAACCUGAAACAUCUGAUGAGAUGAUUCCUGACAUUAAGCAUCUCGCUGAUGAAAGAGAUUACAUUUGUCCUAUGCCUAACUGUAACUAUUCUUGCAAAGAAGGAGCAACUCUUCUGACUCAUAUGACAUCUCAUGGUAUUAAUAAGAUCAAAAAUCAAAAUCUACCAAAAUCGUCUCCGAGUCAGGUAGUCCCAAAAGUCGAAAUGAAGGAAUAUCGAUGUGAUUACCACGAUGUCGUGUUUUACGAUAGAAGAGGGUAUGGAAAUCAUUUGCGCACUUGUAAAUUUGGAGUUCCUUUGCCGAGAGAAACACCAGAAAAUAGCUCUCCUAAAUAUUUCUGUUGUAAGCUUUGUAACUUGAAAUUUGCCAGCAAAGAAGUUCAUCUAAACCAUUUGAGAGUAUAUCAUAGAGGUCCGCUUCCUGAAAAUGCUCAGACUCAACAGCAGCAAAUCCAGAAGGCUAGUUUUCUCGCUAGAGCUUCUCAGUUGAAAAACAGGCGACAGAACGCCUAUUGUUGUAAAACUUGUGGAAAGAAAUUCAAUUUUCUCUAUUCUCUCAAUUAUCAUUUGAAAUCCCAUCAGCAAGUGACAACCUCAGCUGCACCGCAAGUUACAACAUGCAAGAUAUGCAAAAAGUCAUUUCAAACGUAUAAAGUGUAUAGAGUUCAUAUAAAAUCUCACUUCCUUCCACCUGGCUCCAGAAAAUUGUUUUGCAGUAAAUGUUUCAAAAUAUUUGAUACGAGAAGUGAGAUUGGGCUGCAUAGGUCGAGAGGCCAGUGCAAGGUGAUAAACAAACUUAAAAUAUUUACUUGCUCAGUUUGUAAUACUUCUUUCAAAGAACAGGAAGAGUUAAACAGACACAAAGAAAAUGAUUGCAUUCCUCCAUCAGCCGGCAGUUCAAAUUCUCCUUGGCUGCCUACAAAUGAAGAAACGAAUACGUGCAACCUUUGCAAUAAGAGCUUUUCCAAUUUUGCAAAUCUUAAACGUCAUUGUAUGAUGGUGCAUAGAAUGAGCCAGCCAGCUUUCCAAACGAUCGUUGUGAACUACCCAAAAGAAGACAACGAAUCUGAGACAGAUGUGAAAGUCACAGUUAAACAAGAAGUGGACGAAACGAAAGAUGAAAAUGUCCAGGACGCCCAGAGUGCCCAGAACCCUCAGAGUGAAGAAAUGUUUUCAUGCAAUUAUUGCGACAAAUCCUUUAGAUUGCAGAGAAUCCUAACAUUACAUUUGAACAAUUUCUGUAGAAAUUCGCCCAACAGACCGAAGUGCGGUCAUUGUGGGAUGUUUGUUACUAAAAAAGGUUGUGAAGGCUGCGCAAAAUCGAAUGAGGCAGCCAUGAACCAAAACGAACAAUAUUACAUGGGCAUGUCGUCAAUGGGAGAACACCCUCUUCAAGCUAUAGCGGGCAGUUCUUCAUCGGCAGAAACUCAGUUGUAUUCUUGCCCUAUUGGAAAAAUGUCAUUUACAAACGAAAAAUCAAUGCUUCGACACUACAGCUACUGCAAUGGUGAAUGUACUAAUGUAAUUAAUUGUAGUAAUUGUGGAAAAGGUUUUAAAACUCUCAAGUUUUUAGAAACUCAUACUUGCAUUAAAAAUAAGAAGCCUUACAGAUACAACUGCAUUAAAUGUAUGAGAUCGUUUUCAAGGAAGAACUAUCUUGUUAAUCAUGAGUCUAAAUGCAUAGGGUAUUCGCUCGAUGAUGGACCACUGGAUCAAUCUUCUCUAGUCGAUAUAAAACCAAAUAUUACAAACUCCCCCAAACUUGAUCAGACGCCUGUUUCAAGUACUACUGAUGUGUUCCGUUGUGACCUUUGUCCGAAAGUGUUCCAAUCUCUCAAGGGCAUCGCGGGUCACAAAUGGGUUCACAAGCCGAGAAACAAGCUGAACAGAGUGCAAACUUUUGAAUGCAAGUUUUGUAUGAAAGACAACAUCAUACUCAGCCAGUUGUAUCCUCACAAUUACAAAUGUAUAAGGGCGGUCUUGAUGAGUCAAGAUUUCACGUCUUGCCCCGAUUGCGACUCUUUUUUCAGUAGGGAAGAUGGAUCGAAGGAAUUAGCUGCAAAAGUGCAAAACCAUGUUAUUAUGUGUUACAGAAUUCCUUAUUAUAAAAAUCAAGAUCAGAGCGAAAAUUCUCCCAAGUUACUUUGUUGCUACUGUGGCUAUGCGUUCUCGUCUGUCGAAUCGUUAACAGCUCACAAAACCGAACAUAUGAGGAUGAAAAAGAUGAAAACGAUGACCCAAGUAAGACCGAGAAAGAAGAUAAAAACAAACAACAGCCAGGCUUUGGGUGUGCAUUUUCUCGAUAACUUCAUCGAGGAGGAAGUCCCGCAAGACGAUGAAUCUCAAAUUGAGGAAGUGGACGGAGCAGAAUACAUGGAAUAUGAACAGACUGAUGAUUAUACUGAUUCUUCGAUCAGCGAUCAACCUUAUAAUUGUAGUGUUUGUAGUAGACAAUUCUCGGAUGUUGAUAAAUUGAUAAACCAUGAGAAAGUACACGGGAUAGUACAAAAAACUAUGCAAGACGAAAUUGAAAUGUUAAAUUGAGCUGUAAAUAUUUGUACUAUUCAUUUGUUUAUAUUAAAAGAAAAUUCUUUUUUUUUUCUGUGUGUUAAAAUCUUGUAUGUUGUACUACACACUCUUUGUAUAUACGCCAUAUUUUAUAUGAUUAAAAAGGCCCAUAAAUUCACGCACUGGGUUUUGAUCAUUAGCAACAUAAUUAAACAGUGUAUGAAGUAAUAUAUAUAUAUAAAGAUCAAUUAAAUUACUUAUUGUUUCAUGUAUAUGUAGUUAAUAAUAUAUUUUGAUUGUGAAUUAAUUCAAGAAACUACAAAUAUACUGUAAGACAUAUAUUAAAAAAUAAA